Cajanus cajan (pigeon pea) is the source of this 1219-nucleotide messenger RNA. Its product is annotated as LOB domain-containing protein 4-like. NCBI's taxonomy places the organism in Eukaryota, Viridiplantae, Streptophyta, Magnoliopsida, Fabales, Fabaceae. The record is from RefSeq and is a predicted model, not a curated record.
UUAGUCUCUCACUUUUGUUGAUCACUUUCCAAGUCUUAUUCUUUCUUCUUCCAUUCACCAUUCUGAGGGUAUCUUUGUUAUGUCUUAUUACUCAUUCCUUUGUACCGACACUCUUUUUCACCCUCUUUAAUUUGUUUCAAAUAGAAGAAGAAGAAGAAAAAAAAAGAAGAAAAAGGAUUAUUAGUACUAGUGUUUGUUUUUGAUGAAGGAAGGUGGUGGUAGGAAACAGGGUGCAGCCUCACCCUGUGCUGCAUGCAAGCUUCUCAGGAGAAGGUGUGCUCAAGAUUGUGUUUUUGCUCCAUAUUUCCCAUCGGAUGAACCCCAAAAGUUUGCAAAUGUGCACAAAGUGUUUGGUGCUAGCAAUGUCAACAAGAUGCUUCAGGACCUACCAAUGCAUCAACGAGGGGAUGCAGUGAGCAGCAUGGUGUAUGAAGCGAAUGCGAGAGUCCGAGACCCUGUUUAUGGGUGCGUUGGGGCCAUCUCUUCGCUCCAGCAACAGAUUGAUGUGCUACAGACCCAAUUGGCCCUGGCCCAGGCUGAGGUGGCCCACCUUCGGCUCAGACAAAACAGAUGUUUUUCCAAUCAUGGGCUUAGGCCCACAAGCCCAACCGACAAGUCUAUUUUUGACAUGGACAUGGCGGUGGACCAGGCCAGCUACGGUGGUUCAAUGUGGUCAUGACUUCACUUAUGCUAAUGUACUAAAACUAUAGUCUAGUUAAUUAAUAUCUUAUAUCUAUUUACUAUUUAGUGAAGCAUAUAUAUAUAUAUAUAGGAAGAGAUAAAAAAAGAAAAACACAAAAAACAAUAUUGGCCUUCUACACUUUCAUUUGGUCAGUUUUGGAGUGGUGGUGGCGCCGGUGGCCGGCGUGGUGGUGAGGAGCUGUGGUGGAGGCCGUUCGCCCGCUUAAUUAAUUUUGAUUUUUGGAACAGGGUUUCUCAUUAAGGUAAGGUGUAAAUAUUAUUAUUACUUUGUAUUAAGGACAAGUCGAUGACGUGAUUGUAUUUGGAGUCUUUAUGGAAGCUGUGAAAUGGAGGUAUGCAAAAUUCUGUUGUUGUUUAAGGGGUUUUAUAUAUGACUUGGCACUUUGCGACAUGGAGGAGGCACUAAGUGGAUUUUACAUGCGUUUUGAUAGCCAAUGCUGCUUCUUUAUAAUGUUGGAGCAUUCAGUAGUACAGUACAUAACCUUUAAAAUAUUAUUAUGGCUAUGUUUUCUCUUUA